UGACAUUAGUCAAUGUUUCUUCACAUGUUUGAUUGAUUUGUAAUGGAUGUGUAACAAACUUUGAUAUCAAUUUAAUAUGUAAAAUGAUGAACAAUGUCAUUAUUCACUUGUGAAAUUUAUACAUUAUUCUCAUAAAAUGUCACUAAAUAAAUGCAGAAAUAUUGAGAUUGUUAAAAUCAAUUUUCUUCUCAGAAAUAAUAAUGUUUCAGUGACGAAUGCAACAUAAAUGAAUACAGACAAAUUGGAAGGUAAUAGUGGGAAUGAGUAUUCCCUGCCUGCCAAGCGACCAAAAUAUGACACAAACAAAGAAACAGUGGCAGGUGUUUUUAAAACAAAUAAAGAGUCAACUAAAAAGUCUGCAAGAUCUGAUGAUAUAUGGGGCGAUGAUUUCGCAGAAGAAGAUAUAGAAGAGAUGGAUUUUGUGGCAACUCAAGCUUGCUUACAGGAACAAAAUGUUUUCAGUCAGCCAAAUAGAGAGCAAAAUGUGCCUACAGUACAAAGAUACUACAGUAUGCCAUCUACUAGUAAAGUUAUUUCUAAUUCGAAUCGUAAUGAAAGUAAAGUAAAGCCUUGUAUACCUGUACCUUCUAUGUCACAAAGUAAUACGGUAAAAAAAGAGAUGUUACAUUUGAAAGAUACAAGUACUGUUCUUUCUGUUGAUUACAAGGACUUUGAAGAUAAAUUACUAAAUAGAAAAGUACAUAAUUCAACAUUUAAAAUGGACAAUAAUAUUAUUUCAGAAGCAGAAUAUAUAAAGGAAUUGGAAAAAUUGAAACUUGAAAAUAAAAAGUUGUUAGACGAGUUUAUGACUAAAGAAGGGGAAGCAGUAUUUUUAAGAAACCAAUUGCAGCAGACACAAUUACGCGCAGAAAAUGAAAAAUUAGAAAAAACACGUUUUAUUGAAGAACAAGAAAAUCGACAUAGAGUAGAAAUAAAUGCUAUUUGCAAAGAAAAAGAACAUUUGAAAACUCAACUUGAAUUGCAAACAUUUGAAGUAAGAAAUUUAAUGGAACGUUUUAAAUUAUUAGAGAGUGGAAAUGUUCGGUUGACAGAGCCGCACAGUAUGAAUUUCAAUGUCUCUACAAAUAAAAAUAGAUUCAGUUCACCAAGGAGUCGGUCACCAGUUCCUAGUGUGAAACCAGCCAAAGUAAAAGAAACUUGUAUUCAAACUAAUAUACAUAAUAAAAAUCUAUUUUUGCUUAAGGUUUGGAACUCGUAUUAUCCUCUGUCUGAAAUUCCCAAAUUAAUCUAUGAUACACCACAACCAGAGAAAUCUGUAGUUGAUAUUCAAAUCAUAGAGAAAACUGGAAAACGAAAUUUACCUAUUUUACAAGAGGAAAAUACGUGUCGAAUAUUCGAAAACCCAGAAUUAGUAAAACCAGUAACAACUAUGAUAGACGACAAAAUGCUUACUGUCGAGUUUAUUUUCCCAGAAAUAUCUGUUCUUCAACAAAAAACGAAUAUGGAGCUUGAAUCAGAAAAUGUUAUACCCAUUAUAAAUAAGAUAAUUGCUACUGCAAGGGAACUGCUUUUGAACGUAAUAACUGUUCUUCAGACAAUCUUUCAAGCUAUGAACAACGACGAUAUUCGAGACAUGAACGAUAUUUAUUUCUCCGAUUUAUAUUCAAAUCCUAAUUUUAAUGGAAAAUCUGCGUGUGCAGCAAAUACGUGGCACGAAUGUGAACGUGGUGUUGAAACCAGACGAGUGUUUGGUGUACUAUCCUAUAUAAGUCUAGAAUCGACUUAUCUUAGCAAAUAUAUUGCAGGAAAAGCACGACUGCUUACAGAAAGAGAUGAAUCUUAUAAGUGUUAUUCGCAACACAUGAUACGCUACAAUAUGUGGUCGGAAAAGAAUCAGGAUUUUGAAAUACUCAGGAUGCUAUUGCAAUUCGUUACUUUAGUCGGAUCUACGAGGCGAGCACACCAGUUCAGUGGCCUUAUAUGUGCCAUUAUGAUGCUUGUAUAUAAUGUUCAUAAAAAGGUUGAAUACUGUUCUCAGGGAAUGGACUAUGUUUAUCGGAUAUUUAAAGAAAUAGUGUUUUCUAGACCAUUACCUUAUUGUUACGCGCUGCUUAGUAAUAUGAUAAUGAUCUUUGUUAAAUCUGCCACGUAUUUACCAAAACUUUGUAUUAAUUCACAAUCAAUGGCAGUGAAUAAUUGGAAAGGUUCUUUACAUUUUAUACCAGAUGCUUGCCCAUUACAGAUUUUUCUGGCACAAGUGGAAAAUCAUCAUUUUGAUCUGAUCGCAGCUAUAGACAUCACAGACACACUGUUGAAAUUUGUGCAAUACGUAUUGCAAACGAAUGUUAUCCCUCUAAGAUCUGAUACCUUGGAUUCCUGUAACUGUUGCAUGAAACUAUUAAGGUUUACAAUUAAAACUCUGAGCAAAUGUUCCGAAGUAAAUUUGAGCGCCCUUGGAGAUUUCAACUUAAAGAGGUUCCCUUUGAAACAAGAAGAAUCCUGCAGCUUGAAAAAUAUUUGUAGUAAACAUUCGCCGUUUUUGCCGGAAAGUGAUAAGAAGUGUAUACGUGAAAUCUAUCAGGAUAAAUUUUCGGACGAAAAUGCUUGGACGACCAUGAAGAGAAAACAAUCAAAAAUGUUAAGAGACGGAAUAAGAUUCCUGUCUCACUUGGCAAUAUGCGAUCCCGAUUUUGUCAUUCGAUUAUCUGAUGUUGAAGAUGCGUUUCAUUUGUUUAUAAGGAACAUAAACUCUUUUGAAGAUUUCGUUCUGCAUGAGAACGAACAGGAGGCCAUGAGUCGAAUAAAACAAACGUUCAUUUUCGAUAAAGUGUCGCAAUCCGAAAUCGAACAGGCUGAGAAAAACACCGUUACAAAACAGUUGGAUAUAUUAUCGAAUUUCGACGAAACAUCCGUGCAACCAGCAACCUCAAAUUCCAAGAAAAAUGAAAAUCUCUACAAAAUUUUAACUGUAUUCAAAUCUCUGUACAAAUAGAAAUCUCAGCGAAAAUAUUUGUACAUCACAAGAAGAAACGAAUCUACUUUAUGUAGAAACAACCGUGGAUUUGAAUUAUGAUGCCAUUAUUUAGUCACUGUAAUUCCUUGUAAAUAUUAAUUUAUAGCGUAGAUCGCUACACAUGUACUGUAAUAUAAAUAAACCUCGUAACAUUUUAUUA
Megachile rotundata (alfalfa leafcutting bee) is the source of this 3134-nucleotide messenger RNA. RefSeq names its product mutagen-sensitive 304 (gene mus304). Gene Ontology annotation, biological process: DNA repair; DNA damage checkpoint signaling. NCBI's taxonomy places the organism in Eukaryota, Metazoa, Arthropoda, Insecta, Hymenoptera, Megachilidae. The record is from RefSeq and is a predicted model, not a curated record.